AUGGUUGAUGGAAAGAUGUGUCACCCGUCAGAUUCCCCGGCGUGGAAACAUUUUAGUGAAUUGCAUACAGAGUUUGCGAAAGAAAUUCGAAAUAUCAGACUAGGCCUGUGUACUGAUGGGUUUCAACCAUUUGGGGCCUUCGGGCAGAAUUAUUCAUCAUGGCCAGUAAUUUUGACACCUUACAAUCUCCCUCCAGGAAUGUGUAUGAAAGAUGAGUUCAAGUUUUUAACUGUUAUUGUCCCUGGGCCUCAAAAUCCUAAACAUCAAAUGGAUAUUUUCCUGCAGCCGUUGAUAGCUGAGCUAAACCAACUUUGGGAAUUUGGAGUCCAGACAUUCGACGUUCAUAGCACAUCUGGGAGACUGGCUUGCCCUCACUGCAUGGAAAAUACAGAUGCGUUCACGCUUAAAGGGAGUAGAAAACAGUCGUGGUUUGACUGCCACAGAAAGUUCUUGCCUCGUGGUCACCCGUACCGUCGUAACACAACUCAAUUCCGUAAAGGGAAAACCGUAAACAAAGAAUUCGGACACCCGAAAACCGGAGAAGAAUUGUUGGCAGAGGUGGACAGUCUGGGGUUUAUGAAGGCAUAUGAAAUUGGGGCUGAGAAAAAUAAUGCUACGAAGUCGGAAAAUUAUGACCAUGCAAAAUCUAGAGAAGAGUUGAAUGACAUAUGUGAUCGGCCUGAGUUAGCUAAAGAUCCGGUUACUGGGAGAUUUCCUAAGGCGAUGUAUGCUUUGAACAGGGACGGGAAAAAAGCUUUACUUGAGUGGAUUAAGUUAAUAAGGUUUCCAGAUGGCUACGCGUCCAACUUGUCCAGAUGUGUCGAUACAAUCGGUCUGAAAAUGCAUGGAAUGAAAAGUCACGACUGCCACAUUUUUAUGCAAAGACUUCUGCCAAUCGCUCUCCGUGAGCUAUUACCGAAGGAAGUCUGGGAGCCUUUAACAGAGCUGAGUAUCUUCUUUCGUGAGUUAACCUCCACGUCUCUAACAGAGAUAGAUCUAGAUCGUAUGAGGCUGGAAAUCCCAAAGAUACUGUGCAAGCUGGAACGUAUUUUUCCGCCCAGCUUUUUUGACUCCAUGGAACAUCUACUUAUAUUUGAGAAAGCUGAAAAAAAAGUCAGCAAUAAAGGGAGGGUGGAAGGAAGCAUCAGUAGCGGAUACUUGAAUGAAGAAACCGCAAAAUUUGCAGCUUAUUACUUUUCAGAAGGUGACCCAAUGAUACCUGAGCGGCCGCAAAGGAAUGAAGUUUAUGACAUUGAAGUCGAUGACGAUGUCGACAGACUAUCUAUUUUCAAGCCGCACGGGCAAUCAGUGGGUGCUUGCCGCAAGAGAUAUUUUGAAGAUUCUGAGAUUGUUGCUGCUCGGACAUAUGUUCUGUUGAAUUGUUCAGAAAUUGAAAAUUACAGAGAGGUUUUCGAAGGCGAGUUGCGCAGAGAAAACCCUGAAAUCACCAUCUCUCAAAUUGAAGCGAAGUUCGAGAGUCAAUUUGCCUACUGGUUUCAACAAUACGUGCAAGAUCCAACUGUUUGUACUAAUCCCUUUAUUCUUAGUCUCGCUAAAGGACCUCUUAGAUCAGUAAGAACAUUUAAGGGGUACCGUGUAAACGGAUUUAAGUUUCAGACUCAAGCUUAUGGGGAGGAACAGCUUACUAUGAAUAGUGGAGUCUGCGUGAAGGGAACUCAAUAUGUCGACAGCGAAAAUGACUUUUAUGGAGUUCUGACAGACAUAAUUGAGCUGGAGUAUCCGGCUCUUCCAAUGAAGACGACUGUCUUAUUUAAAUGCGAGUGGUUCGACCCAGCACGAAAUUCUGGCACAAUUAGUAACAAAAAAUACAACAUGGUGGAUAUUAAUAACAGAAGGAGAUACAAUAAGUAUGAACCAUUCAUCUUAGCCGAACAGGCCGACCAGGUUCAUUACCUGCCAUAUCCUAGUAAAAGAAGGGAUAAAUUAAAUUGGUGGGCAGUUUGCAGGACAAAGGCAAGAUCUGAACUUGACAUGCCCGAGGGGAUUAUCCCGGCUUUUCAAGACGUGAUAGAAGAAAAUCCUCUCAUUGUUGCAACGGACGACAAUUCGACAUAUUUAGCUGAUGACAACGGAGAAGCUGAAGAAGAUGCGUUGUUCGUGCCUCCUGAUGAAACAUAA
Messenger RNA from Mercurialis annua (annual mercury), 2139 nucleotides. RefSeq lists its product as uncharacterized. NCBI's taxonomy places the organism in Eukaryota, Viridiplantae, Streptophyta, Magnoliopsida, Malpighiales, Euphorbiaceae. The record is from RefSeq and is a predicted model, not a curated record. The coding region runs from base 1 to 2139 and encodes 712 amino acids. The transcript is spliced from 6 exons.